This is a messenger RNA of Colletotrichum truncatum, 594 nucleotides long. RefSeq lists its product as uncharacterized. Gene Ontology annotation, cellular component: endosome. Lineage: Eukaryota; Fungi; Ascomycota; Sordariomycetes; Glomerellales; Glomerellaceae. Gene Ontology annotation, biological process: vacuolar transport. The record is from RefSeq and is a predicted model, not a curated record.
AUGUCGUUCGCAAACGUCUAUACUCACCGUAAAGUCGCCGAGAAUGCUGCCAAGGGCUGCGAUGUCUGUUAUCGCGCCACUAGUAGCGUUCUUGUCGCGGAAGAGAAGAAAGACUUCUUCUACGUCUGUCCUAGUCACUUGAAGGACAAGAACUUCUGCUCUCCCAUCAUCGAUAAAGAAGCCGCCGAAGCCAAGAAGAAGAAGGAAUUAGAAGAAGAGAUUGAGCGUGUCAAAAAAGAAUACGAGGAGAAGCAGAAGAAGAAGAAAGAGAAGGACGCGAAAGACAAGGACGCUGACAAGGAAAAGGAGAAAGAGAAAGAUAAAGAUAAAGACAAUGACAAUGACAAGAGCAAGGACGAAAAGAAGGCUGAAGACGAGAAGAAAACUGAUGACGCUAAAUCCACCGACAAGGAUGGAGCCGGCACAUCAACCCCGUCUACGGAUGAUGAACCUCGCGUCUUUGCACUUCAUAAGAACUUUUAUGGAAUGCGCCUUGAGAAAAAGCGCCAGCUGGAGAUUGCGAAGAGAAAUCGGGAGCGACUUCAGCAGCCCAGUUUCUUCCCAUCAGUCCCUAAGGGUGCACCAGGUAGCUGA